AUGGCGCCCCCGCCGGCCCCCGCGGCCCUCAGGCCCGCGCCCCCGCCGGCCGCCCCUACGUCGUACGGCGUCUUCUGCAAGGGUCUGUCCCGCACCCUGCUCGCCUUCUUCGAGCUGGCCUGGCAGCUGCGCGCCAGCUUCCCGUACGUCUACGUGGCGGGCUCGGUGGUGCUCAACGUCCGCCUGCAGGUACACAUCUAGACCCCGCCGGAGCCGGCGUCAUGGCCGCCGCGGCGGCGGGCGGCGGGCGCCCCGAAGCCUCGCGAGGGGCCGCGGGGCCGGCCGCGCCUGCGCACUCGGCCCCUGGCGGUUCCUCCUGAUGGCCGGCGGAGACGGAGGACGCGAUACCGCGCCCUUCACACACGCGGGUGGAUGCACACACAGACGGACGUGGCGCGCCGAGUGAGGCCCGGACCCCCCCCCCCCCCCCGCGUGGGAACAGCAGGGACAGCAUUCCCGGAGGAAGUUGGACGGACCACAUACCCCGGGGCUGACUGACUCAAGGCGCCUGCGGGCCUCGCGCUCGAGGGAGGGACCCGGAUGGAGGGGGCGGGGCCGGGGUCACACCUCCGGUGGGGGCCACGUGGAAUUCCCGCCAAAACCUCGCGGCGCCGGAAGUGGAGCCGCGGCGGGGUAGAAAGGGGGGGGGGGAGGAGGGGGUCAGGGACUUCCGCCUCGGAAGCCGGAGCGGGUGUGGGGGGGGCCGGAAGCCAGUGCCAGGCGUGGCCGCGACCAGGACCGACCCCACUCAGACGAGGGCAGCGUGGCGUCGGCAGGAGAGGCCCGCUGUCAGGGUAUGUGCCCGGUGUGGGGGGGACGCGUGUGAUACACACGCGCAGCGGAUGCGUGUACGCACCGAGGUCAUUGCACACCUGGAAAGGUCGGAAACGUGUGAGCCAGCGUGCACGCCCGUGCGUGGAUCCCGAGGAGCGCUGCGGGACGCAGGGGGGACGGCGCCUGCCCCGGACGGCCUCCGUCCCUGCAGCGUUCCCUUGGUCUCUCUCCGCUCCGAUUCAGAAUGCAGAUCUCCCUUUGGAAGGGUCCUCGGCUGGUUCAGAGUCGGUGCGGCCCGCGCGGGGUUCUGCAGGCCUCCGUGAGAACGCGCACUCCGGCCCCGAGGGUGCCCAUCAGAACUCGCAAGCCCUCGGUUUCCUUAACUGUGAAGGCCAAACGCGUCCACCCAGAAAGGCUCGAGGACUCAAGAUGAGACUGCCUUCCCUUCUGGGCAUGUGCACAGCGAACGAGCUGUUCCCGCAAGUAGAACACUGCAAUGUGAAUAAAAUACAACGUUAUAGAAAGCA
This is a messenger RNA of Dipodomys spectabilis (banner-tailed kangaroo rat), 1301 nucleotides long. RefSeq names its product small integral membrane protein 10 like 1 (gene Smim10l1). The transcript has a single exon. The record is from RefSeq and is a predicted model, not a curated record. Bases 1 to 201 code for a protein of 66 amino acids. Lineage: Eukaryota; Metazoa; Chordata; Mammalia; Rodentia; Heteromyidae.